Messenger RNA from Misgurnus anguillicaudatus (oriental weatherfish), 1463 nucleotides. RefSeq names its product GID complex subunit 8 homolog b (S. cerevisiae) (gene gid8b). Gene Ontology annotation, molecular function: protein binding. The record is from RefSeq and is a predicted model, not a curated record. Lineage: Eukaryota; Metazoa; Chordata; Actinopteri; Cypriniformes; Cobitidae.
UCCCACGUCAAUUUGCAGUAAAACACAUUUUAUUAACAACCAAUCCAAAUGAUCCAUGGUUGAAAUCUCGUGUUUCUUUAAAUAUCGCGAGAGUUCAUUACGGCCUUUCUCCCCGAGCUGCUAGCAACGAUAGUGUACACAUUCAGAACAUUUCAUGAUGAGUUAUGCUGAAAAACCAGAGGACAUAACACGAGAGGAGUGGAUGGAAAAGCUCAAUAAUGUUCACAUUCAGCGUGCAGACAUGAAUCGACUCAUUAUGAAUUAUCUGGUGACUGAGGGGUUUAAAGAGGCCGCUGAGAAGUUCAGGAUGGAAUCGGGUAUUGAGCCAAGUGUCGAUUUGGACUCUUUGGAUGAAAGGAUAAAAAUUCGAGAGAUGGUCUUGAAAGGACAGAUUCAAGAAGCCAUUGCACUGAUCAACAGUCUUCACCCCGAGCUGCUGGACACUAACCGUUACCUGUACUUCCAUCUCCAGCAACAACACCUGAUCGAGUUGAUUCGCCUGCGGGAAACCGAGGCUGCAUUGGAGUUUGCGCAGACGCAGUUAGCUGAACAGGGAGAGGAAAGUCGAGAGUGUCUGACGGAGAUGGAGCGGACCCUGGCGCUCCUGGCAUUUGACAACCCAGAGGAGUCGCCCUUCGGGGACCUGCUUAACAUGAUGCAGAGACAGAAGGUGUGGAGCGAGGUAAACCAGGCAGUGCUAGAUUACGAAAACAGGGAGUCGACACCAAAACUCGCCAAACUACUCAAACUGCUGCUGUGGGCUCAGAACGAGUUGGACCAGAAGAAAGUAAAGUACCCUAAAAUGACAGAUCUCAGCAAAGGCACCAUCGAGGACCCCAAGUGAACAUGAAACUGCAUCUCUAUGCUUGCAUUCUGUGGGGAACAAAAUGGACGCUUUCCCUUUCCUUAACUAUUUAUACUCAGUGACUGACACUCAGACAUCCUUUUAUCCUCCUUUUGUUUCGUUUACUUGUUGCUUAUCAUAGGCUGUGGAAAUGAGGUUGUUGAAAUUUAAGAACGACUUCUAGCCAAAAUGGAAACACUUUUUACAAACGCAGAGAUUGUUUUUUACAGCAAUGUCUGAAAAGGAGAGCAGAAUUAAUUGUAUUUCAGUCAAUUUUGUUUUGCAGAGAAUUAUUAUUAACCCUCUAUUUUGUCCGCCGUUGUUCAGAAAGUAUAUAAAUAGAGAACCACACUUACAUUUACAUGCUAUUUUAUUGGAGAUUUGUGUCCGCUGGUGCGAGGUACCAAAUGCAAAAUAUUGGUGUCAUCAUCACCACUGGAUUGAUUGUAUUAAGGUUACGAGUGAGCUCUGUGUGCUAUCAUAUUUUAAUUUGCAGUGCACAGUUAUACAUUAUUUGUAUGUGCGUGAAAGGGCCUGUUGAAGAACAUCUGGCCUUUUUAAGUACUAAUGUUAUUGCAUUAUAAUGUUAUAAAGUCAUGUGACAUUGUUUUCUACUGUA